CCCCCAGACACCGAGGUGUGUGAGUACGGCUGGCAGAAGUUCCAGUCCCACUGCUACAAGUACUUCACCCACCGCCGCACCUGGGACGCCGCCGAGCGGGAGUGUCGUCUCCACGGCGCCCACCUGGUCAGCGUCCUAUCCCAGGAGGAGCAGCAGUAUGUCAACCGUCUGGGCCAUGACUAUCAGUGGAUCGGCCUGAACGACAAGAUGUUCGAGAGAGACUUCCGGUGGACGGACAGCAGACCAGCGCAAUACGAAAACUGGAGGCCCAACCAGCCAGAUAGCUUCUUCCAGUCAGGGGAGGACUGCGUGGUGAUGAUCUGGCACGAGGACGGCCAGUGGAACGACGUGCCCUGCAACUAUCACCUCAGCUUCACCUGCAAGAAGGGAACAGUGUCGUGCAGCCAGCCCCCGGUUGUGAGAGACGCCCGGGUGUUCGGCUCCAUGAAGCCUCGCUACGAGAUCAACUCUCUGGUGCGCUACCACUGCAAACAUGGCUUCAUCCAGAGACACGUGCCCACCAUCCGCUGCCGUGACGACGGCCAAUGGGACAGCCCCAGGGUCUCCUGCAUGAGCCCUGCCACUUUUCACCGGACUUUCGCUCUCAAGCACCGCAGCGGUCAAAGCCACCAUCACCACCACCACCACGACAUCCACAGCAAGGACGUGUUUCCCGAGCAGAAUCGGGAGCAGAGGGAGAGGAGAUCCCACCAGCGUGGCGGAGGUCACAGGGGUCACCACUGAGGUUCCGCCAGUCCUGAGGAGGCCAGUCCUGCUCCCCGGCCUGGCUCCCACUCCGCCCGAGACCCAGAGACACUCAUAACUCGACUGCACUGUCACUCCAAACCUGUGUCCCAUCAGCCCAGUCAGCCAGUGAGUUCGCAAGCUAGGACACUUUGACAUAAUUCCUCUCGAUUGGUUCGAAUGAAUCUUUGGCUAACCGUUGAACGAUAAUGAAUCCUUUCAUAUGACUUCAAGAAGUGUGGUUGUGACGUGUUUUGAGAACUUUCUUUUGUUAUCUUACUGACCUGGAGUCCUGAAAUCACCCCCCCCCCCUCCCCCGAAGAUGCCGUAUCUUCUCUCAGACAAAAUUGUGAGACUAGGGUAGCCCGGAGAGAAACUAGCCGACACUGCAGUUCUGCAGACCACAUCUGAAUGAGUCUAGAGCGUUCAGAAGGUAAAUAGUCCACAGAAAGGACCGAUAUUUCAUAAUUAGCUCACUAAAGUACCCAAAUAUUUGCGAAAAUCGCUAUGCAAUUACUCCAGAGAACAAUGCGUCGUUACCUGAAUCCAGUUAACUUUUUUUAUAGAUCUAUUAAGCUUUGUUUUUAAGGGAGAGAAUGCAACAAGGUUAAAUUAUUUGAUAUUUCCACAUGGGUAAAAGCUGCCCAUAUAGAUUAUCUACCUGAGAUGAAUGAUAAAGCAGAAUGAACUGUCAAGAGCCAUUUUCAUUUUAGUCUGCCGUGCGCCGCAUUUUAUACAAGAAGACCUUUCUGCAUUUAACCUUUAACGGUUUUCUGCAUUUAACCUUCAUAACGUGUCGUUUGUUCUGCAUAUACACAGUAAAAGAGGGAAGUAUAGGUAUGCUGUACGUAUUGUGUCUGGAAACAAUACUCUUGUAAGAUGGAUAAAAGGUCUAUAUGAAUCUAUAUUGGUUUAAUUUAUUGCAUACAUAAGCGCUAUGAAUGGACUGUGAUUCUGAAUGAAAGUCAGUAGAAUUGAAGCCAUCCAAACAGUGACAGCUUCCUUCCUGUUUACAGGUUUCUGCCUUGUCGUAUAUUGCAGAUAAAACAUCUUCUCCUCACUUCUCGCUACAUUGCCUUUGUGUACUCCUAAGUAGCUCCUAAACGUUGUUUUUCCGAGGUAAUCCCGAUCUUUGAGCUGUUGUAGUCCGGAGGCCUGAUUCCCAGCAUAACCGCUGCCCACCAAACAACACUUGAACUUUUUUCCCACUCCUUUGUCGUUGACCUGUCCGCUCCAUACAUAGUAUCUGUGUUGUAUUAUAUCUGUCUGUUCUGCCCCAUGGUGGAGGUAAUGGGGCUACUGGAUCGGGUGCAGUGAUGUCAUCCGUCGAUGACAAGCUUUUCUUGUUGACGGUCUGUUUCGUGUGUUACGUUUAACUGCCACUGUUCCUGUGUAUGCUUCAUUCCAGGCUCCCUGUCGGUCUGCUGUUUGUGCAAUAAAAAUCAGUACGUUAACACAUUA
Osmerus eperlanus (European smelt) is the source of this 2205-nucleotide messenger RNA. Its product is annotated as versican core protein-like. The annotation marks the transcript as partial. The transcript is spliced from 5 exons. Gene Ontology annotation, biological process: skeletal system development; positive regulation of neuroblast proliferation; central nervous system development. The record is from RefSeq and is a predicted model, not a curated record. Gene Ontology annotation, cellular component: synapse; perineuronal net. NCBI's taxonomy places the organism in Eukaryota, Metazoa, Chordata, Actinopteri, Osmeriformes, Osmeridae.